CGCGAGUUGGAGAACUCCACGGAUUCCAAUCUGAGCAUGGAGAUCGCCCGCGCUCAGGGAGCUCGUAGUAGCGGAGGGCUGUCAAUCAACCCUUAGCCUAGUUGUUGGUCGGUGAGGAGGAGAUUCUCUGGGUUCCGUAUAGUUUAUUGGACUUGCAUUUGCAGCAACCCCAUUAGUUCCUAUGCUCUUUGAUGGAACACCAGUUAGGUGCCAUGUCGUCAAUACGUGGCAGCAACUAUGUAGCGACACCUGUGAAAGUUAGUUUUGAGUGAGGCCUUAGCAACGGGAACUGCAGAGAGGCGAGGGGAGGAGAGGAGAAUGCAUGGACGGACGGACACCCUUAUCCACGGGGGGGGGUUUUGAUUCAGUCGAGUAGACCUAAUUGGUAGGCGAAACGCGAUCGAUAAUCGACAAUGGACGGGUCGCAUCGCCGCGGCAUCGUCGCACUCCUCCUCGUAGCAGCGUUUGCGCUUUCGUGGCCUCUAACGGCUAGCACGGCUGCCGUGAAUCUCAAUCCGGCGCAAGCGGCGGUGCUGAGGGAGUGCCAGCAGCAAUGGGCGGUGCAGCUGCCCGGGUGGGCCACGGCGGGGAACUGCACCGCAGUGCCUGGCGCGGAUUGCGACUGCGCCACAGUGUAUGGCGUCCAGUGCGACGCUGACGGCUCAAUCGUUAGCAUGCACGUGACUGAGCAGCCUCUCAACGGCCCUGUACCCAGUGUCCUCGGCGAGCUCACCACUCUCACAUAUCUCCGUAUUUCAAAAACCGACCUCAUUGGCUCCAUCCCAGAUGGCCUCUCUAGCCUAGUGCGCUUGCAGCACUUGGAUCUGAGCUACAACAGCAUUACAGGGUCCAUUCCCCAGGCCAUCUCGAGCCUCACCAGUCUCACGGUGCUGUGCGUCUCAUCCCUCCUCCUCACCCUUGCAUGCACCGCGUUCUCUUGCCUCAUACAUGCACUAUGCCAUGUCGAGCCUCACCGAUGUUGUGGUGCUGUGCGUCGUCUCUCCUCUCCUCUUACCCUUGCACCGCGCUCUCUUGUCUCAUACAUGCACUAUGCUAUGCGCUGCUGCCCCACUCCACCUCUCAAACCUCCCAUGCCGCGCUCCAGUCCACCCACCGACUCCAUGCCAUGCAAGAGAGCGUCUGUGUGCAUGCAGGGGACUCAGCUACAUGGACUUAACAGGCCCCUUUCCAUCAUGGAUAACUGCCCACGUCAGACUGAACUACGUGUGCGGAUUCAUCCCUUCCCUUUCACCUUGUGUUUGUUCUGUCACUGCUGCUGCUCAUCUCUAAGCCUGGUGGGCAACCGGAUCAGCGGAUCCAUGCCGGAAUCACUUGGCAGCGUUAUCAACCUCAACGUCUUCAACCUGGCCACUAACUUCUUGACCGGCUCCAUUCCCCUCAGCCUCUCCCGCUUCUCGCUGCUGCAGAUCCUGGAUCUGGGAGACAACAAGUUGAACGGACCGCUGCCAUCCUGGAUCACGCGGAUGGCCACUCUAGAGAAGCUUGACUUGAGCCGCAACAAUUUCGCCGGCUCCCUGCCUGCUGGCCUAGGCAGCCUGCAGCAGCUCACGUACCUCAACGUGUCUGGCACAUCGCUCGCCUGCCCUCUGCAUGCCUCCACCUGUGUGGUCUCCCAGUCGAGUGCCUCUCCCUUCUGCCUCCAGUGCCCCUCCUUCUGCUCCUCGUGCUCUUCUGCUGCUGCAGCCUCGUCUGCCCCGGGCAUGGGCGCCGCCCCCACGGCCUGCCAGCAGUUCCCCCUCGACGUGGUCACCACCACCACAGGCGACUGGGCCGAGUGCAACCUGCUGGGUUCGGGGGGCUUUGGCGAAGUGUACAAGGGCGUGUCGCCCCUCGAUGGCACCUCGCUGUGGGCUGUGAAGCGCGCCAAAUCGAUCACCACCGACUUCAGGUGGGCCAGAUGGCGUCGAAGCACCACCCGAAUCUGGUGCGGCUGCUGGGGUUUGCAGUGGGCGGCGAUGUGAACACUCGCGUGGAGAACGUUCUCGUCUACGAGUUCAUCGCCAAUGGCGACAUGAAGAGGUGGAUGGGGCCAGACGCCCCUGCGGUCCUGACCCUGCAGCAGCGGCUGCACAUCUUGGUAGGGGUAGCGCGGGGGUUGGAGUACCUGCACAAGUUUGGCAUGGUGGAUCGCGACAUCAAGCCACCCAACAUCCUCAUUGAUGAAAACAUGCAGCCCAAGGUGGCAGACUUUGGGCUGGUGCGAGCAGGGACGUCACGGGCUUGCAUUCCACACGACUGCUUGGCACGGUGGGCUACAUGGACCCGGCGUACACCAGAACGCACAACGUCACCACCGCCACGGAUCUCUACAGCUUUGGCAUCCUCAUGCUGGUGAUGUUGUCAGGCAGAGAAGCCGUAAUCACCACCAAACACAAGCAGGACGAUGGCUCCAACUGUCAUGCAGAUCACAACGAGGACCCCAUCACCAUUCUCCAAUGGGCAACGGAGCUUAUGUCGGAGAGCAAAGUAUCGAGUCUUGGGGACCCGCGCAUGGCAGCAGUGCCUGAGGCCAUCAUCUCGCGCCUGGCCCAGCUGGCCAUGGCCUGCACUGCAAUGCCCACGGCCUCGCGCCCCUCCAUGUCGCAGGUGGCGCAGGACCUGGAGGCGCUCCGGGCGGACAUGGGCGGGGGGGAUACAAGAGCAGAGGGAGCCGCGCUGGUGGACGAGAAGAUGGUGGGUGUGCGCCCAGUGAGGACCAUGGAUGAGGAUCAGGGCCUCAGAUUGGUUUUGAGGUACCCUGAUUGCUCAGGGUCCCCCCUGUCAAACAUGUUUAUUGAUCAUGUUUGUAUAGACUGUAUAGGGUAACCUCCUAGAGGGUACAACAUUUAGG
This is a messenger RNA of Closterium sp. NIES-67, 2851 nucleotides long. The record is from the annotation of a GenBank genome assembly. Lineage: Eukaryota; Viridiplantae; Streptophyta; Zygnematophyceae; Desmidiales; Closteriaceae.